AUGCCACAACAUGACGAUCCUGCGAUCGAUAGCAAUGGGGACGAGCAGUUUGUCACGGCCGUCGUGCCUGACGUUUGUUACUCACAACCACCGUCGUUGAAGCAUCCGCCGAAUGUCUACUCCUCCCCCGCCAACUACUACUACCCUGUUGUCGCUCCUGCUGCUUCGUCACCAGCCAUAUCCUCCCCCGAAGCACGCAUGUCUGUCUCGGGCUCGUCGACAGGCUCAUAUUCGUUACCGCGCGCCAACCUGGAUGCGUCCAUUCAAUACCCUGAGCAAGCGGCGACGAAUGUUCGUCCGCAACUAUCGCCCUCGCCUCGAGAUACAAGCGUCAUGACCGAUUCAUGUACCAAGGAGGAGCGGACCCAGUCACCUUGGUCGGCCAGAAUGUCGAGCUCUGACGGCCAUCACCCCCGCAGCACCCACGAGCCGCGGAACUCGGUAAACGUUUACACUUCAGACAAGGAGCAAGUCUCAGGUCGUGAACCUAAUGCGGUCUUGGUUUUGCUACUCCUCUCUGCGCCUAUUCCCCUCUUCUCACUCGCAACCGCAUUAUAUACAUUCUUCGCCUUGUUCCUCGUCAUUUUCACUACUCCUCUACGCCUCUGUCCCCCGACUCGGUUCUUCCGCUCUACUACCUUUUCCACUCAAUUCUGCCAGCUUCUCGCCCCUGCUCUUCUCUAUCACGAACGCCUGGCCCAGUCUAGUCGGACAUAUCACCACCAUAACCACCACAAUGGUCGUGCUAAUGACCCGUACUCUCCCGCCGAAACUACCGCGAAACAAUUCGCCCCGCUAUGGCUCAGCCUCGUUCUUACCCUCGCUCCAAUCCUCAGUCUUGGCUUACUUUUAGCUGUCUGGACUGCUGCGUUUUUCUGGAUCUUCGCCAUGAUUAUGGGCAAUCCAGACGGAACGGAGAAGAAAGACGACGGGCGAGUGGCCGUUCUCGGUGUGAAUGCCUGGUGGCAGACAUGGUUACGGAAAAGUCGGAGACGACAGUAA
Messenger RNA from Talaromyces rugulosus, 1002 nucleotides. RefSeq lists its product as uncharacterized. Lineage: Eukaryota; Fungi; Ascomycota; Eurotiomycetes; Eurotiales; Trichocomaceae. The coding region runs from base 1 to 1002 and encodes 333 amino acids. The record is from RefSeq and is a predicted model, not a curated record. The transcript has 2 exons.